AUGCCUUGGACUUUUGCCGCGCACGGCAGGUUCAAGUUUGCGGCCGCGAACGGGAGACAGGCUCGGUUCCAAAGUUCAGCUUCUACUGCUAUCGCCGACGACCCCGAGUCCCAAAUAUCUCCGGUUCUACUUGAACGCGCGCGAGCCAUUGCGACCGAACACCAGCAGCUCGCGGCGGCCAACGCGAAUAACUACGAUGUCACGACUGCGAAGAGGAUAGGAGAGUUGAGUUCGGUGGCUAAGGCGUUGAAAGAGUGGGAGGAUGCACAGAAUUCCCUCUCCGAACUCCAGUCCCUUCUCGACGACCCAUCCUCGGACGCCGAAAUCCUUAGCCUAGCCCGCUCCGACAUUGAAAGCACACUUUCCCAACUCCCCUCUCUCACGGCGGCACUCAAAAAAUCCCUUAUCCCACCACACCCAUUCGCGAACUUGGGAUGCAUGAUAGAAAUCCACCCCGGGGCCGGCGGCAGCGAAGCCUCACUCUUCGCACACACCCUUCUCGAAAUGUACAGAGGCAUGUGCGCGCGGAAGAAAUGGCCCACCCAGUUGACAUCAUAUACACCCGACGACUCUGUCUCCGACAAAGCUUUGACCGAAGCACUUCUCGAAGUCGAGCAGCCAGGAAGCUACGAGAUGCUCCGCAGUGAGGCGGGCGUUCACCGGGUCCAACGGGUUCCCGCAACCGAAAAAAAGGGCCGAACACACACUUCGGCGGUUUCGGUUCUGGUAUUGCCCAAUCUGCCCGAUACCAGUUCACCAGAAUCCGAAUUGGAUUACGAAGAUCCCAAUUCAGACUAUUAUAUUGCGCCGCAGGAUGUGCGGUCCGAAACGAUGCGGGCGCGCGGCGCGGGAGGCCAACAUGUAAACAAAACAGAUUCGGCGGUCCGGUUGACGCAUAUCCCCACGGGGAUUGUGGUUGCCAUGCAGGAUUCGAGGUCGCAGCAUAAGAACCGUGAUAAAGCGUGGCAGUUGCUCAGGGCCAAGAUUGCCCAGUUAAGGCGGGAGCAGCGGGAUGCCGAGGUCACUGCUCUCAGACGGUCUGUUAUGGGUGGUGUGGCGAAGUCCGGUAGGGAGGAUAAAGUGCGGACUUAUAAUUAUUCCCAGAAUAGGGUUACUGAUCAUCGAUCGGGGGCUGAGUCUUCGGAUCUUGAUGGGGUCCUCGCGGGUGAUGUUGCGCUUGAGAGGAUCAUGGAGAGCGUGAGGGAGUGGAUGGCGGAGAAUGAGGUUAGGGGGUUGCUUGCGGAGGAGCAGAUUAAAGCUAAUGCGAAGGCUAGAGAGGGUGAGGAUGGCAAGGAUGGUAAGAGUAAUGGGAAUGGGAAGAAAUAA
Exophiala dermatitidis NIH/UT8656 is the source of this 1326-nucleotide messenger RNA. RefSeq names its product peptide chain release factor RF-1. The record is from RefSeq and is a predicted model, not a curated record. The transcript has 3 exons. NCBI's taxonomy places the organism in Eukaryota, Fungi, Ascomycota, Eurotiomycetes, Chaetothyriales, Herpotrichiellaceae. The coding region runs from base 1 to 1326 and encodes 441 amino acids. Gene Ontology annotation, molecular function: translation release factor activity. Gene Ontology annotation, biological process: translational termination.